AUGGAAACUUGCCACUUUCAAUCGCAAGGGAAGAAAACUAGAAUUGGUGCGGGUAAAUUAACAGCACACGUCUACCCAUCAACAGGCAACGAGAUGAUGUUGAACAAAGCGCAAUAUUUCACCAGAGACAAGGUGUUCGGGAGCCGUAGAGAGCAGGGGUCAGGAGACAGGGAGCCCAGGAGCCGUAGGGAGCAGGGGUCAGGAGACAAGGUGUCCAGGAGCUGUAGAGAGCAGGGAUCAGGAGACAAAGAGCCCAGAAGCCAUAGGGAGCAGGGGUCAGGAGACAGGGAGCCCAGGAGCCGUAGAGAGCAGGGGUCAGGAGACAAAGAGCCCAGAAGCCAUAGGGAGCAGGGGUCGGGAUACAAGGAGCCCAGGAGCGGUAAGGAGCAGGGGUCAGGAUACAAAGAGCCCAGAAGCCAUAGGGAGCAGGGGUCAGGAGACAAAGAGCCCAAAAGUCAGAGAGAGCAGGGGUCGGGAGACAGGGAGCCCAGGAGCCGUAGAGAGCAGGGGUCAGGAGACAGGGAGCCCAGGAGCCGUAGAGAGCAGGGGUCAGGAUACAAAGAGCCCAAAAGUCAGAGAGAGCAGGGGUCAGGAGACAAGGAGCCCAGGAGCCGUAAAGAGCAGGGGUCAGGAUACAAGGAGCCCUGGAGCCAUAGGGAGCAGGGGUCAGGAGACAAGGAGCCCAGAAGCCGUAAGGAGCAGGAGUCAUCAAUCCAGUUUCGCGAGCUGGAGACUUACCUAACAACCGUCGACAACCAGCAGGUGAGAUCCACCCUCACCGACUUCAUCCAGGCGUACAAAUGUGUGCGCAACGGCAUGCAGCAGAUGCUGAUGGAGCGUAAACAGAUGGUGAGUAGCUUGAAGACGGCGCCGGUAUGCGCGGUCAAUUUUCCUUUCCCUACGACAGAUCCUCUUAAGACAUCCAAACCAACGACUGGAGCUCCAAAAGAAAAGGACAAGACAAGGCAACUUUCAAAACGUUACCAGCUCGAGAAAAACUCGGAUCCACACAGGCUCAAAACGAAACCGAACGACAACGAACUGCUCUCCGGUGCUUUGCGCAACUUGAGCAGUUUAAAAUCAACGUUCAGCCAGAUAGAAUCCGAAGAAAUGGCCCUUACUGACGAAAUAAAAAGCAAGCUACGACUCCUGCAGACGAGGAAAUCCCAGCUACGCCACCACGCCAGCGUCCUACUAUCCAAGACACACACCCGACAACUCCGACAGACAAAAAAAGCUCAGCUCACGAAAUUGGCCACGCUAAUCGAACAGACGAAACAGCUUUUGAAUGAAAAGACGGCGGAUUCCUGCGACUCGAACCGGAAGUGUUUGGAGCACAUCGAGGCGAGCUUAACCCCGCUAGACGGCAUGAUCGCGGCAGCCUUCACCUUACAAGACACCUUAGACGAGCUCGAGUUUGAAAAACUCGCACUCAACUUCGACUUGAAAAACAGAGAAAGUUUGAGCGAGACGGCCACAAGCAACCAUUGUUCAUCCGCCGGCUCGUACCGGAUGUGUUGUCAAGGCGACCAUCUGCUGGCAGACAAGCUCAAGACGCUGGCCUACUCGGUGGACACGAUGAAGAACUCGCUGCUGGGCACCAGGACGACGCUGCAGACACUUCUGGACAUACGACACGCGGACGGGGGAGAAAACCCGGGGGACGCUCCUCUUUUCCGAGCUGACGAAGUUGUGUGCAAGAAACAGGUGUUGAAAGUGGUACAACAGCUGGAGAUAGCUUCACGCAAACUUGCCAGUGCCGCCAUCAGCCAGACGAUAGCCCUCAGGAGCGAGGCGCUACUCGGCAUGACCGUCUGCUCGCCCAUCCACGAGACCUACCUGAACCGGUUCAGCCUCAUCAACAACUUCACCCUGGGGAAAGGCAAGAGACAGAAGCGGAAAUGCGUGUGCUGCGCAAACAGGUCUGCGCAGUCGCCGUCGCUGGACGGUGAAGAAGACACCUACGCUCCAUCAGGCGAUCUCUUCAAGCAAUCGCUGUCCGACCUCUCCCUUCCCGCCGAGUCCAACACCAAGCCCCAGGACAACGCCACAGAGGAGCCCGCGAACGACGGUCACGUGACCAGCGACGGCUUGCUGUUUCCGCUUUUCAUGAGCGACGACAGGCUGGGUCUGGCGGAGAUCUUAUCCCAGGAUCAACGAGGGAAGGACAACUCUGAUCACCUCUCGUGCUACACGUCAUCCGAGGAGGAGGCGGAUAUACUCAACUUGCACUCGGGGAUGAAAUGGAGACACUCGGGCUACUGUCAUGCACGCCAGCAACUGAUGACACCAUGA
Messenger RNA from Physella acuta, 2295 nucleotides. RefSeq lists its product as uncharacterized. The record is from RefSeq and is a predicted model, not a curated record. Lineage: Eukaryota; Metazoa; Mollusca; Gastropoda; Physidae.